This is a messenger RNA of Papilio polytes (common Mormon), 2589 nucleotides long. RefSeq lists its product as uncharacterized. The transcript is spliced from 2 exons. The record is from RefSeq and is a predicted model, not a curated record. The coding region runs from base 626 to 2569 and encodes 647 amino acids. Lineage: Eukaryota; Metazoa; Arthropoda; Insecta; Lepidoptera; Papilionidae.
AACUAUAAAUAUGAUAUUAGAUUUGACCAUUAGAGAAAUGUAUGCAUCUGUGGAUAGUCUUGCUAGUGGUUAAGGAGAUGGCUGCUUGUUUAUUUCUUGACAAAAAUUAUGCAUAGAAUAAAAAAAAUUAAGAAAGCCCAAUGCAGGAUUUAUACUUGGCAAAUUACUCGUAGCAAAAUAAAGAUCCGAUAAUCACAACCGCGGAAGAACAAAGCAUUGUUUAAAAUCAUUUAUCAUGACACCGUACGAUUGACAUGUAAUUGUUGCCUCAUAUAAUAUAACUUGAAAUAUCCAAAAAAUCCAUAGCGACAUAUUGAAGUUUUGUUUGUAACAAAGGUCAUUGCAUUGUAUAAAAAGUUGUUGUGAGUCAUGAUGCGUAUUCUUUGCACCCACACACCUCUGCGUCACGAGACGGUGAACGCUCUUGAAUCCUUGUCUUUCUUGGCGAAUUGUCUGAUAUAUCUGUGGUAUUAAACAGUAUAAAAACUUUAGAAAACCGAGAUCAACGAAGUUGAUCUUUGAAGAAACUUAUUGGUAAAUGAAUAGUCAUACAUACGACUAAAUAAAAAUAAAAUGCAAAAUCUAGCUGGUUGAUGUAAAUACGACCGAUGUGCAUAUAUGUAAAAUGUUGUUUUAUAUUGUGUACAUGUGUUUUACUAGUACUCUUGGUAUAGGUAUUGAUUAUUACUAUGAAGUUGAUAUUGCAAACCAAAGUAAUCUGUCUACUUCUGGAACAAAUUAUUCAGUACAAAAUGAAACUGAUAAAUCCAUCGAUGAAAGUGACGUCGAUUAUGAAAGAAAUGAACAAGUCAAAGUAUUUUACUAUGUCACUAAAGUCACUACGGAAAGUACAACUCAGAAGCACAAUGUGAGUUUUCUUGAUUCGAUAAAUUCUAACACACAAGAAAUGUUGCUUAACGAGAAUAAUUUUUCGUCGAAACCAAUAUUAGACAUAUUCAAUGAAUAUGAAUACAUCUAUGAUGAUGAAAAAUAUCAAAUGAGAAAUGGCGAAUUUGUGUCUAAAGAGAAGGAAGAAGGUAGAAAUCCAAGAAUAUACUAUAGUAGAAAUGAUACAAGAAAAAUGAAGAAAAACAAAUCCGAUAUAGUUAAACUGAAGCUACUAGAUUAUUAUACUUUAGAACCGGCUGCGGCGUACGUCACCUUGAAAGAUGAUAAAUAUAUCGAGGCAAAUGGAAGCAUAUGGUAUGUCCCACAGGAUAUCCCGUGUUGGGAACUACCGAUUUUGUACGGUGAAUUAGGACAUAAAGAACAAAUAUCAGAUGUAUUCUCAAUUCAUCGAGGAUAUCUCAAAAAUGUUUUACACCAUAAUAAGAAAAACAAAAUUUCUAGAAAAGACGGAUAUUCUCCUGGUACACAAAUGUUCAAUAAAUGGUGUGGCAUCGAACCUUGUUAUGGAGACCAUACACUUUGUCUAUUCCCUGAUAAAACUAUAUCCAUAUUUUGUGAAAAAGGGUAUACUGUGAAGACUCCUACCAUAUCCGAGCAAAUAGCACUUGUAAACACAGUAAAUUCUAUGAGAAACCGUAUAGCUUCAGGGGAGUCUAUUAGAUAUUCGCAUUUACCACAGGCAGCUAAUAUGAUGCAAAUUACAUAUGAUUUUGAUUUGGAGAAAAUGGCACAGGCUUGGCUUAGUCAGUGCCUGCCCGGGCCGGCACCUUGCUCCGCCCUUGAGGGCAACUACGUCUCUGAACUCGAAUGUAUGAAAUACAUGCAAAAAUGUUGUUUAAACUCAUAUAAUACGGAUACCGACUGCACGCCUUCAUCUGAAUGUUUUGUACUGGCCGCUGUUGGAUGCAUACAUGCAUGGUAUUGGAGUGCUGGGGAAGACCUCAGCGAAACUGAUAUUCAAUGUGGCCAUAUAGAACCGGCAACGUUUAACACCGUACAGUUGAUAUGGGCAAACUCGCAUAAAAUAGGAUGUGCCUUUGGCAUAAAUAGAAACAGUGAUGUAAGAGUGGUCUGUAAUUUUUCACCAGGCGCACCUUAUUUUUUGAAACGUAAAUUUUUCUGUGGAUUAUUACCUCAUAGAGAUAUCACCAGUGCUCUAGAGGCAACGUUUGAUUUUACAAAUUCAACUUUCUUAUCGGCUAUAGGAAUUAAUUUAGAUGAAAUGAAUGACACAAAUACUAAUUAUGAUGCUAAAGUACAUGUAUUAGAUGAAAAGUUACUUGCAGAAAUAAAUAGUGUACCGCAGACGGCGUCACAUUGGGGUGUUCAUUCUCUAACCAGUAUAUACCAAGAAGGAUGGGUUUCUCGUGUUUUAGACAAAUUUCAGAAUGGAACGAAAGGUAUGGUCGCUCGUGUGGUGACACAAUUUACUUUUUUCGAAGAGAGUGAAGCUAGAUGUGAUACAGAGGAACCAGUUUACGUGAAAGGUGAACCUGCUUCUCUUUGUGUAGAAAGAGGUAGAAGAUAUCCGGCCUUGUGCUAUCAUUUCGGAGAUCCAACUCCAGGAUACAGAUUGGUGGCUAUUAUAGCUCCUAUUACUUUGUUCUCUUUAAUUCUAUACGAUUUGUUCAGUGGUGCGGUAAGACAAACUGUUCAUUAAUAAAUGUAUUGCUUCCUCGA